Messenger RNA from Lottia gigantea (owl limpet), 1248 nucleotides. RefSeq lists its product as hypothetical. Gene Ontology annotation, biological process: regulation of transcription by RNA polymerase II. The annotation marks the transcript as partial. Gene Ontology annotation, molecular function: DNA-binding transcription factor activity, RNA polymerase II-specific; RNA polymerase II cis-regulatory region sequence-specific DNA binding. The transcript has 13 exons. The record is from RefSeq and is a predicted model, not a curated record. NCBI's taxonomy places the organism in Eukaryota, Metazoa, Mollusca, Gastropoda, Lottiidae.
GAGAGAAAAUCGGUGGCUCAGAUUAUGAGAGAUAAAAAGAAACAAACAUCUUUGACUUUACAAUGGCUAGAAGAGAACUACAGUAUCUGUGAGGGUGUGUGUCUACCAAGAUGUAUUCUCUACGCUCACUAUCUGGAUUUCUGUCGCCGAGAGACACUGGAACCGGCUUGUGCUGCUACGUUUGGAAAGACAAUUCGACAGAAGUUUCCUCACCUCACAACAAGAAGAUUGGGAACUAGGGGACAUUCAAAGUAUCAUUAUUAUGGUAUUGGAAUCAGAGAAACUAGUCAGUAUUAUCAUUCUGUUUAUUCUGGUAAAGGUCUCACUAGGUUUUCUGGAGCAAAGUUAAAGAAUGAGGGUGGUUUUACGAGGAAAUAUUCUCUGAGUUCUAAAACUGGAACUUUAUUGCCAGACUUCCCCAAUGCAGAGUUCCUGAUUUUACCCUUAACACUUUCCAGAGAAAAGAUAGAAACGUUUAUUAUGAUGUAUAAAACACACUGUCAAUGUAUUUUAGAUACAGCUAUCAAUUCUAAUUUUGAAGAGAUCCAGAAUUUCUUGUUACAUUUCUGGCAAGGUUUACCAGAACAUCUGCUCCCCCUGGUGGAUAAUGACGUAGUGAUUGAUAUUAUCUGUGUUUGUGAUUCAAUACUAUAUAAGGUGCUUACCGAAGUCCUCAUUCCAUCAACAAUGCAAGAAAUGCCAGAAACUUUAUUAUGUGACAUCAGAAAUUUCGCCAAACAUUGGGAAAGUUGGAUCUCAUCUGCUCUCGAGAAUCUUCCAGAACAAUUGUCAGAUGCUAAACUUCCGGUUGCCCGACGUUUUGCUCAAUCUUUAAAACGUCAGACCUCAUUUCUUCAUCUGGCACAGGUGGCUCGACCAGUACUGUAUGAUGCUGAACUAGUUAACCAAAUGAUUGAUGACGUGGAAAGAAUAGAUCUGAAUUCCAUUUCUAGUCAGGUCGUUUGUAACCAGUCCGACUGCGACCAAGAUCUAGAACUUAAUACUGAAUUUUUAAAGGAAUUUAAAGAGAUAUUAAGAAAACAGGCGACGGUUGAAGCUUUUACAGAAUGGUUGGAUAUAGUGGUAGAACAAAGGGUAAUCAAGCCAAGUAAACAGAAUGGUAAAUGUUUUAGAAAGAGGGCUCAAGAUUAUUUGUUAAAAUGGUCGUUUUUCGGGGCCAGGGUAAUGCAUAACCUCACUUUAAACAAUGCCACGGGUUUUGGUAAGUAUUAUAACUCAUGUAGAUAG